Messenger RNA from Exophiala mesophila, 1347 nucleotides. RefSeq lists its product as uncharacterized. Gene Ontology annotation, molecular function: pyridoxal phosphate binding; transaminase activity. Bases 1 to 1347 code for a protein of 448 amino acids. The transcript has 2 exons. The record is from RefSeq and is a predicted model, not a curated record. Gene Ontology annotation, cellular component: cytosol. Lineage: Eukaryota; Fungi; Ascomycota; Eurotiomycetes; Chaetothyriales; Herpotrichiellaceae.
AUGUCGUCGACAGCUACAACUCAAGCAAAGAGUGUUAUCACUAUGGAAGAGAGUGCAGUGUUCCAUCGAUCCCAGAAUAAGUCGUAUGGCACGGCUUGCGGAGGCAAAGGAGUAUACCUCUUCCAUCCUGACGGAUCAAAAACGCUUGAUGGCAGUAGCGGAGCAGCAGUCUCCUGCCUAGGCCAUGGUCACCCAGUGGUGAUCGAAGCAAUUGUCGACCAAGCACGUAAACUAGCCUUUGCACAUUCUUCAUUCUUCACCAACGAUCCUACCGAGGAGUUGGCACACCUUUUGACAAGCCUAAGUGAUGGUGCUUUUUCCAAAGUAUUAUUUCUGAGCUCAGGCUCCGAGGCAGUGGAAUCUUCAAUCAAACUGGCACGUCACUACCACUUUGCAAGAGGCGAGUCUCAACGUGUCAACUUUAUCGGCCGAGAGUAUGGAUAUCAUGGAAACACACUUGGAGCACUUUCUGCUGGGCAUCAUCCUUUCCGACGAGGUCCUUUCGCACCUUUGCUGUCGCCGGUAUUUCAUCAUGUCGCGCCUUGCUUUUAUUCGCACGAUGCGCGAGCAUCAGAGGAUGAAAGUUCAUACGUCGAUAGAUUGAUCGCAGAGUACGAGGCCAAGUUCCAGACUCUGGGGCCAUCGACUGUUGCAGCAGUCAUACUAGAACCAAUGGCUGGAGCAACCCUUGGGGCAGUCCCUGCUGCACGUGGCUAUCUCUCCCGACUCAGGGAGUUGUGUGAUAAGUAUGGUGCUCUUCUGAUAUUCGACGAAGUAAUGUGUGGAAUUGGCAGGGCUGGUACCUUUCAUGCAUGGCAAUCACUCGGGAACGUGAAGCCUGACCUUCAGGCCGUCGGGAAAGGCUUGGGAGGGGGGUAUCAACCAAUCUCCGCAGUGUUGAUCAAUCCUAGAAUCCACCAAACCUUGAAGUCUUCGCAUGAAACGAAACCGUUCAUAAGCGGGCAUACCUAUCAAGAUCACUCUGUUGCCUGUGCAGCGGCUCUAGCGACUCAGAGAACUAUAAUCAAAAAGGACCUUCUCAGCAACGUGCAACGGAUGGGUGACCUGUUGGAGCAAGAGCUCCACAAACACGUACCUUUGGUGAAAGAAGUCAGGGGACUUGGUUUAUUCAGGACCAUCGAAUUUAUCACCCCGCCAAGUGGACAGAUUGCAAGCAAGGUUACAACCAGGUGUCUCUCGAAUGGAGCAGCGGUAUAUCUUUGCUCUGGAGGACUUGACGCUAUCCUAUUUGCUCCACCAUUUAUCAUCAGCGAGCAAGAAGUCAAGGAGUUGGUCCAAAUAUUCGCAAAGUCUACAAAUGAGAUUAUCGAUGAGAGCUGUGGGUAA